UGCAUUAGCCGAAAUCCUGCGGGGAUAGAGUAAAGUGCUAAGGCUUGUUGUUGUUGUUGUCGUCGGCAAAAUGGCGUCUGGCGGUGAGGCCCCGGAGUCAUGGUACCUAGCUCUGCUCGGUUUCGCGGAGCAUUUCCGCACCUCGAGUCCGCCCAAAAUUCGUCUUUGCGUCCACUGUCUCCAAGCUGUAUUUCAGUUUAAGCCCCCGCAGCGGGUCGAGGCCCGGACUCACCUCCAGCUUGGUUCCGUACUAUAUCACCAUACCAAGAACAGCGAGCUUGCCCGGAACCAUCUCGAAAAAGCGUGGUGUAUAUCUCAGCAAGUCCCUCAGUUUGAAGAUGUUAAAUUUGAGGCUGCAAGUCUUCUUUCAGAACUCUAUUGCCAACAGAAUCUCGUGGACUCUGCCAAACCUCUUCUACGCAAGGCCAUCCAGAUUUCCCAGCAGACUCCAUACUGGCACUGUCGACUGCUGUUUCAACUGGCUCAACUGCACACACUGGAGAAGGACCUGGUAUCUGCCUGUGACCUGCUAGGGGUUGGGGCUGAGUACGCCAGGGUGGUCGGGUCUGAGUACACCAGAGCGCUGUUUCUUUUAAGUAAAGGAAUGCUGCUGCUGAUGGAGCGAAAGCUGCAGGAAGUGCAUCCCCUGCUCACCCUGUGCGGCCAGAUCGUGGAGAACUGGCAGGGGAACCCCAUCCAGAAGGAGUCCCUGAGGGUUUUCUUCCUGGUGCUGCAGGUCACACACUACCUGGAUGCCGGUCAGGUUAAGAGCGUCAAGCCCUGUCUGAAGCAGCUACAGCAGUGUAUUCAAACCAUCUCCACUCUCCAUGAUGAUGAGAUUCUCCCUAGCAAUCCAGCCGACCUCUUCCACUGGCUACCUAAGGAGCACAUGUGUGUGCUGGUCUAUCUGGUCACUGUGAUGCACUCCAUGCAGGCUGGGUAUCUAGAGAAGGCACAGAAAUACACAGACAAAGCGCUCAUGCAGUUAGAGAAGCUGAAAAUGCUGGACUGCAGUCCCAUCCUUUCUUCCUUCCAAGUCAUCCUCCUGGAGCACAUCAUCAUGUGCCGACUCGUCACCGGCCACAAGGCGACAGCAUUGCAAGAGAUAUCCCAGGUUUGCCAAUUGUGCCAGCAGUCUCCCAGGUUAUUCUCCAACCACGCUGCUCAGCUCCAUACUCUACUAGGUUUGUACUGUAUCUCUGUGAACUGCAUGGACAAUGCAGAGGCACAGUUCACAACUGCACUUCAGCUGACCACACACCAGGAACUGUGGACCUUCAUCGUGACCAACCUGGCGAGUGUCUACAUCAGGGAAGGGAACCGGCAGCAGGAGCUUUACAGUCUUCUGGAGAGAAUCAAUCCCGAUCGCAACUUUCCUGUAAGCUCCCACUGUCUGCGAGCGGCCGCCUUCUACAUCCGAGGACUUCUCUCCUUCUUCCAGGGGCGCUACAGUGAAGCUAAGCGGUUCCUGCGGGAGACGCUGAAGAUGUCCAAUGCUGAGGACCUGAACCGCUUGACGGCGUGCUCUCUCGUCCUGCUGGGCCACAUAUUCUACGUGCUGGGGAACCACAGGGAGAGCAACAACAUGGUCGUCCCAGCAAUGCAGCUGGCAAGCAAAAUCCCAGACAUGUCUGUUCAGCUGUGGUCCUCAGCCCUUCUGAAAGAUUUGAACAAAGCCUGUGGGAAUUCCAUGGAGGCGCAUGAAGCAGCCCAGAUGCACCAGAACUUCUCCCAGCAGCUCCUCCAGGACCACAUCGCUGCCUGCAGCCUCCCAGACCACAACCUCAUCAGCUGGACAGACGGCCCACCACCGGUGCAGAUUCAAGCCCAGAAUGGUCCCACCACCAGCCUGGCCAACCUGCUGUGAGUCCAGCCAGGGCCGGAGCCAAGCCCACACUGUGAGAGGGGGACCGGCCCACUCCUGAAUCCAGUGCUUCAGGCCUCAGUGUUUUUAUUGACAGUCCCAUAGACGUGCUGUUAAGGUGAUGUCCAUGGUGGGGAAUA
This is a messenger RNA of Paramormyrops kingsleyae, 2004 nucleotides long. It is a transcript of the gene mau2, whose product is annotated as MAU2 sister chromatid cohesion factor. The record is from RefSeq and is a predicted model, not a curated record. Lineage: Eukaryota; Metazoa; Chordata; Actinopteri; Osteoglossiformes; Mormyridae. Gene Ontology annotation, molecular function: protein binding. Gene Ontology annotation, biological process: mitotic sister chromatid cohesion.